Messenger RNA from Alligator mississippiensis (American alligator), 2329 nucleotides. RefSeq names its product DND microRNA-mediated repression inhibitor 1 (gene DND1). Gene Ontology annotation, cellular component: cytoplasm; nucleus. Gene Ontology annotation, molecular function: mRNA binding. The coding region runs from base 71 to 1087 and encodes 338 amino acids. Gene Ontology annotation, biological process: germ cell development; negative regulation of miRNA-mediated gene silencing; mRNA stabilization. Lineage: Eukaryota; Metazoa; Chordata; Crocodylia; Alligatoridae. The transcript is spliced from 5 exons. The record is from RefSeq and is a predicted model, not a curated record.
UCUGUAACAGCCCUGCAGAAGGUUUUUAAGCUAGAAUUAGAAACAUUAACUCAAGUGAACAUUAACUCAGAUGUGGAGUGAUACCAUCAAUCAGGCCAAUAAAACAGCUCUGCUGGCCUGGGUGAAAGAGACUGGCAUCCACCUGGUACAAGUCAAUGGUCAGAGAAAGUAUGGAGGUCCUCCACCAGGCUGGGUUGGAGAUCCCCCACCAUCUGGCUCAGAGGUCUUCAUUGGAAAGCUCCCUCAAGACAUGUAUGAAAACAAACUGAUCCCUCUCUUCCAAAGUGUUGGAAAACUUUACGAGUUCCGCCUGAUGAUGACAUUCAGUGGGCUCAACCGUGGCUUUGCUUAUGCUAAGUACAGUGAUUGCCGUAGCGCACAGGUGGCUAUUACAACUCUGAACAAUUUUGAGGUGCAGAAGGGCUGCCUCAUCAUGGUCUGCAAGAGCACGGAGAAAUGUGAGCUCUGUAUGGAUGGCCUCCCCUCCUCAGUGAGUUUGGGACAGCUGCAGAUGGUGUUACAAGAGGUGACCACAGGAGUCAAGAAUGUGUCCCUGUAUCCCAACCCCUCCAGGAAGCAGGGACAGCUUGCUGUGCUGAAAUACCAUUCUCACUGGGCUGCUGCCAUGGCCAAGAAAACUCUAGCAGAAGGUAAUUUGGAUCUACAUGGAGAAGAAAUUCAUGUGGACUGGCUCAAACCAGAGAUGAAGCAGAAGCUCCGUAACAGCUUGGGGAAAACCUCCUCUGAAGGCUUGAAGCUUGGUUGUGAUGGUGGUGCUUCGAGCCAGAGGCCUGAUGUCCCAGUGCCUUCCCCCUUGCAUGUGCCGCUCUCCAGCAUGUUGGAUUACCUCAGUGCUUUGUGCAAGAAGCAGCAGCUGGGGGAACCUGUGUAUCUGACUAAAUGUGUCCAAGUGAAUCCUGAUGGCUGGAUGAGGUUCUGGUACCAGGUGGUGAUUCCAGGCUAUCCCUCCCCUUUCCGUGGAUUUAUAUGGAUCAAGCCAGACCAGUCUGGCUUGGGUGAACAUGAAAAAGCCAAGAACGCUGCAGCAUUUCAAGUUCUCAAAACUUUAGGGUGCCCACUGUUUUAGGCUGACUGCUUCUACAGAACUUCAUGCUUUCCUUUUCUGCUACUGUGACCCUGUAGGAGCAAGCUGACCGCUUCAGUGUGGGGAUGUGUUGCAAGGGGUUACUGUUUAUUUCAAACUUGUUUUGUAAGCUGGUCUUACAAGACAGGAACACAAUCAUUCUUUGAGGAGGCUACUCCUGCCUCCUUAGUCACUAAGUUUUUUGUUGUUGGGUUUUUUGUUUUGUUUUACAUCAGGGUGUUUGUUUUAUGCAUACAUUGUUUAGGUUUAGUGUCUGUGUUGUCUCUGCUCCAGCUUUGCUCAGAGGAACUGAUCAAGCCAGAGGAUGGUGGCAGCAUGUAGCACUUUUAAUUCACAUAUUGGAGGGGCAAUGUAUGCUAGGCCAUAAAGGAGGAGAAAAAGCUGCCCAGUUCAGUUUGGGGGAGGGGGGGGAUCAUUUUCCAUCUGCCUUGAAAAGUGUGUGGUGUUUGUUCUAUGGUUUGGGAGAGGUUUGAACAGUUCAUUGCAUGAGACUGUGUAGACUUGAUUUUAUCUAACCUUGCUGAAAUGGGGAGCCCAGGGCCAAUGUUCCCAGGUGGGACUGCAACCCCACAGAAGCUCUGAUCAAGGCCCUACUUCCCUCCCUUAAUCAUGGAGGUUAAAGAUUGUUCUGUUUUAAAUUUCUGCCUGAACAUUUCCCUAGGCUUGUUUUUAUAUAGUUUGACUAAUUCUGUUAAAAGCUUUGUUUAUUUUAGAUGUUUUGAGUUUUCUUCUGACCUUGGACCAAUAGGAUUGGACUGAUGUCCUGCAGAUGAAGACGGUGAAGGCACUGUACUCUGAAUGGGAAAUGCCACCUGAAAUACUGCCUGCUUCCUGGUCAGCCCUCCUAGGAAGAGUCCAGGCCCAAACUGUUGGCGUUAGAAGUGUCCAGGGGUCUCUAGGAGUUUGUUUUUUUUCAGGCAUGCAUGUUGACUAAGCUGAGCCAUGAGCAGGAUAUAAAAGGGAUCCCUGCACCUUGUGCUUUGAAUGGCAGGGUUAUGUUCAAUGCGGUGAUUGAACUGCUUUUUAACCAAAAAAAAUGUCUGAUCACCUUUCUAAUGAAACAAAAUAUUUAUGACCUAGGAGCUGUAAGGUAAUGGCACUUGUGGUCUAUUCCAGCAACUCACCAAUGGCUCUUAUAAUGCAUGCAGCUGCAUAUGAAUGAGUCCCCUUCAGCUAUUCACUCUGAAUCAUCAGAGGUUUAUAUUAAAGUAACCUGGAAGGCAA